AUGGGACACCUGCCACCGCCAGAACCAGCUCCCAAAAUGAGCAAAGAAACUGAUUCUCACCGAUUCUCGGCGAGCAAUGAGCACGUGCUGACCAUGUUGGUAGAUCGAAAUAACACAAUGAUCAGUUGGGCUCUGACCCUGAUCUUCAGCGUUCUGCUGGCCAGUGCCCCUGGUUCAGCUAAGGCUCAGGAUGAAUCCCUAGCUGGGAGUUUUCUAUCCGGUCUUUUGGAUACCAUUACCAGCACGGUGGAUGCCAAGGAUUGCCCCGGCGUCUGUGUCCACACUUUGGCUACUUUGAUUUGCUAUGAAGUCCUUGACGAUGUGCCCUGUCCCUCGCCCACAAUGAAGUGCUGCAUUGAGAGUGCUCCAGCUGGCAAGAAUGUCACAGCGGUAAGGACUACAGCAGCGCCGAAAACCACAUCUACAGCCAGCACCACAACGACGCAGAAAACCACAACCACGGCAGCCACCACAAGUACCACAAAAAGGACCACUACAACCAGUACAACAGUGAAACCAAAGCCAAAACCACAGCCCAAGCGUCCAGCCAGUACUACGACCACCAAGGCCACAGUAGCCACCACCAAGAAGCCCAGCACCACCAAAAAGGUGACCACUGCCAAGCCCAGCAAGGACAAGGAAGAGUCCACCAAGGCGGAUGAUGCCAAUAAGGACUGCACUGGCGUGUGUGUGGCGGAUCGGAUAGCGGAGUAUUGUGAAGCCUAUUUGACCAGCGAUGGUUUGUGCAAGGAGGGCACCAAGUGCUGUGUCUCCCUGGAUGAGUAUUCCAAUAGCAAGCUGCCCAAGGAUAUCUACAUUCCAGCCAAACACAUGAGCAACCUGAAGCCCAAUCAGACUCUCGCCGAGAAGUCUGCUCCUACUAAGAGUGGAUCAAGUACCUCUACAAGUAGCACCACUACUACCACUACCAGUACAACCACCACGCCAGAACCGGCCAGGACGAAUAGUGCUCCCAAGCCCACUAAACACAAGAAGCAUCCGACGACCACGACCACAGAGGCGGCCGAGGAAGAGGAGGAAGACGAGGCGGAGGACGAUGGCGAGGAGGAGGAACCACCACUGAGUAACAAGCUCAAGUCUGGCCAGGGACAGGGUCAAGUGCUAAAGGAAUGCGAGGGAGAAUGCAUGAACGGCAUCUUUGCCAUCUUCUGUGACGAUAUCGAUUCCGAUGCCUUCUGUCCGGGUGAGGGAAGCUGUUGUGUCACCGGAAGUGCCUCCGAGUCACCGGCUCCCUCCAAGCCGGCAACACCCACUAAGCCGGCCAUCAAACACGCACCUAAGCCGGCUUCUAAGCCAGCACGUCCUGCCUCUCCGCCGCCGCCACCAUCAUCAUCCACAUCAGGAGGAGGAGGAGGAGGAGGAGGCGGUGGUGACUUCCUCUCACAGAUCAUAUCCUUUGCCGAGAGCACACUCAACUCACCGGCUCCACCGCCGCCGCCACCGCAGUCGCCUCCUCAGGUUCCUCGCUGUCCCGGCUUCUGUCUGCUGAAUAUUAUGGCCGCCUUCUGCGAACGUCCCUCGGUGCUGGUCUCCACACCCACCACAUGUGCCAAGGGAUCCGUGUGCUGCGACAACUCACGAUCGGGAGUGGUGAAGCCCAAGUUGCCACCGCCAACACCCUCACCCACAGCUCCGCCCACGGCGCCACCUUAUGUCCUGCCCAAUACACCAAGUCCGGAUCCUAGGGAGGAGUGUCCCGGCUCCUGCAUAGUCAGUCUGCUCAGCUUCACCUGCUUCAAAAACGCCGAGAUGACGGAUCUGUUCCGCUGCAAGCGCUCUGGUCAGAUUUGCUGUGCGCCUAAGAGCAAAAUCCUGGAGAAACAACAGUUCCAGACUCGCAAUGACACCGCCUACUAUCCGGCACCACCACCACCGCCCAUCGGUCCGCCGCAGGCCUAUCCGCCACAGACGCCGCCGUACUCCUACAUGAACAAUCAGCCGCAGGGACCACCGCCUCCUCCUCCACAGAUGACAGUGCAUCAUCAAAAUCCCUAUCAGCCUCCACCGCCGGCUCCCAACUAUGCGGACUAUUAUCCAAUAUCCGGACCAGGUCUUCAGGGUGGACUACCACCACAACCACAACCGCCACCGAUGACCACGCCACCACCUACGACAACCACAUCGACGACUCCUCGUCCGCAUGUCUACUCCAAGUAUGUGUGCGGUGUGAAGGGAACCCUAAGGACAGGACGCUCGCCGGCUCUCUCAUUGGUUGCCUACGCCCGAGCCAAGUAUGGAGUCCAGAGAUCCGCGCGGCAGAUAACCUCCGCCUCGGGUUACUCCGGAAACUUUAACAAAUCCAAUGAGCGGCUGGUCCUGGGUUCGGCCAUCGUCCCUAUCCAGAUCCACAACGACAAGCUGGGCGACCUUGUCGAGUCGAGUAGCCUCCAGAGAAACCAACUACGUUCGUACCACAACCAUCGGGAGGAGACAGGAGUGGCUGGGGAUCAGCCGGAGCUAAUCUAUCCUAAUUACUAUCAUCAGCAAAAGAGAUCCCUGCAUGGCCUCCAGUUCCAGUCCAAUUCCAGUGGACGACGUAGGGCCCGAGUGGUGGGCGGUGAGGAUGGUGAAAAUGGAGAGUGGUGCUGGCAGGUGGCUCUGAUCAACUCCCUGAACCAGUACCUCUGUGGAGCGGCGCUCAUUGGCACCCAGUGGGUACUCACAGCGGCCCAUUGUGUCACCAACAUUGUUCGUUCCGGGGAUGCAAUCUAUGUGCGAGUAGGUGACUACGAUCUGACCAGGAAGUACGGUAGUCCUGGAGCUCAGACCCUGCGCGUGGCCACCACCUACAUUCACCACAAUCACAAUAGUCAGACGCUGGACAAUGACAUUGCCCUCCUGAAGCUCCAUGGCCAGGCUGAGCUAAGGGAUGGCGUGUGCUUGGUGUGCCUCCCGGCUCGUGGAGUGAGCCAUGCGGCGGGCAAGCGAUGCACAGUGACGGGUUAUGGCUACAUGGGUGAAGCUGGUCCCAUUCCACUGCGAGUGCGUGAGGCCGAGAUACCCAUUGUGAGUGACACGGAAUGCAUCCGGAAGGUGAACGCCGUGACGGAGAAGAUCUUCAUCCUGCCGGCGUCCAGUUUCUGUGCCGGCGGUGAGGAGGGACACGAUGCCUGUCAGGGCGAUGGCGGUGGUCCGCUGGUGUGUCAAGAUGAUGGCUUCUAUGAGCUGGCCGGUCUCGUAUCCUGGGGAUUCGGCUGCGGUCGACAGGAUGUGCCCGGUGUCUAUGUGAAGACGUCCUCGUUCAUCGGUUGGAUUAAUCAAAUCAUCAGCGUAAACAACUUAUAG
This is a messenger RNA of Drosophila serrata, 3306 nucleotides long. RefSeq names its product trypsin-like serine protease domain-containing protein masquerade (gene mas). Gene Ontology annotation, molecular function: serine-type endopeptidase activity. The record is from RefSeq and is a predicted model, not a curated record. NCBI's taxonomy places the organism in Eukaryota, Metazoa, Arthropoda, Insecta, Diptera, Drosophilidae. Gene Ontology annotation, biological process: proteolysis.